Molecule: messenger RNA, 1379 nt
Organism: Dermacentor silvarum
Lineage: Eukaryota; Metazoa; Arthropoda; Arachnida; Ixodida; Ixodidae
Product: translation initiation factor IF-2
Exons: 7
Coding region: 791-1276 (161 amino acids)
Source: RefSeq, a predicted model, not a curated record
CAAAAAAAAAACAGCACAAAUGUAUUUGUCAUUUUCUAAUUCUUGAUCUGGGUUUUCAAGUUGUUUCUUGUAUUAUUUAAUCACGACCGACCAGCCUACUAGAAGCUGAACAAGUGAAAACACUCGAGCUAAAUUUAACUCCAACGUACAGAGCCGAUGUGAAAUGACUCAAGAUAACAGACUGGUGGUCUAGUUUGUAUUGCACUACGUGACAUGUGCCACAAGCGGGGCAAUCAAUGCAACAUAAUAGAAGAAAACACUGCGCUUUCUUCGUAUAUGUCGGUCUGAUCUGUGAGAAGGUCUGCAGCUGAAGCCUACGCACCGUUGGAGUGUGCAAAGAAAAUAAGACACGGAGUUGCAUCGGCAACUGACAAAACGAUGAAGUGAAUUGGCAAGUGGCUUUCGCAAGUGUACGUCCACAUUGCAGGUAUUUCUGUGAAAUUAUUGUCCUCUUAGUAUAUCGCGCGAAUUGACUGUCAAGGCCUCCUCAGUGCUACUAACAGAGACUCAGCGUCUUCCCGAGAGACCGCUUGCUCCACCUCCGGGCCGACCGGGCACAUUUCAAAGUUGACCGGGCGGACAAGGAUUCAAUGGCGGACCUGGGGCCCAACCUGGAAGAGGUUGUUCAUUUACACGUACUACUGAUGGCCAGUUCUGUACUGGUCGUGUGUAUCAUGGCGGCAAGUGCUGCGUUUCCCAACAAGUAAUAUUCGCCAAAGCCCCACCAAACCAACGAUGUGGUGUCCAAAUCUACGGCCUAGCUACAGCUCUGCCUGGAUGACAAAAACCGAUGACAAAGGAUAUGCUUUUGCUGCCUGCAAGCACCGGAAGCCAUUGUGGGAGCCGGAAAGAAGUCGUAGGCGCCAUGUUUUCGACACCGAUUACUCCUCUGCGUUGUGUCGACAGCCUUAUUUACCGACCCCCUGCUUGCGGAGCCACAGCGAUUCCCGGGAGAAGGAGGAUUUCCAGGGUACCGUGGCAGGCGCCGAUGUGCCUGCUGCUAACGGAAGCUCAGCGUCAACUCGGGAGACCGCUUGGACCACCUUUGGGCCGACCGGGCCCGCUUCCUGGAAGGCCGGGCACAUUUCCAAGUAGACCGGGGGGACAAGGAUUCCCUGGGGGACCCGGGAUCCGACCCGGAGGAGGUGGUUCAUUUCCACGUCCUGGUGGCGGCCAGAGCUGUGGCGGUCACGUGUGCCGUCCUGGUCAGCGCUGUGUUCCCCAACAAGUGCAGUGCUUCAGAGCCCCCUGUCCACCAAUCUAUCGAUGUGUCUGAAACCGAGUUUCCUCCAAGGAAAAACACAACGGAUGAACGUCAACUUGAUAAAUCUGUUAGUUCUUUCAAUAAAAGCACGUGGGUGCAGGAAGAAUUGGUCAAC